This is a messenger RNA of Perca flavescens (yellow perch), 4783 nucleotides long. It is a transcript of the gene znf532, whose product is annotated as zinc finger protein 532. Bases 301 to 4170 code for a protein of 1289 amino acids. The record is from RefSeq and is a predicted model, not a curated record. The transcript is spliced from 9 exons. Lineage: Eukaryota; Metazoa; Chordata; Actinopteri; Perciformes; Percidae.
CUGUCUGUCUGUUGUAUGUCUGUGGGCUGCUAGUGGUGCAGAGAAUCCUUACCCAGGACCACCACCACUCACCAGAUCCAUGGAUGUAACCUGACCCUGUAUUCUGGGCCUUUGCAUGGUCGGGAAGAAGCAGGACUUUUUUUUCCUCCUCCAGGCAGGGUGGGGUGGGUGGCUUUUUGAGGGUUAGUAUUGUUGUGACUGUUUGUUGCAGGAUGGAAGGAAGAAGGGAAAGGUUUGGCUAGUGGCUGGAGAGGGACGGAAGCAAGAGGGUGAUCCCCUCAUCAGAAUAGAAGCAGGACCAUGGGAGAUAUGAAAACGCCAGACUUCGAUGACCUGCUGGCGGCCUUCGACAUCCCAGACAUGGUGGAUCCUAAAACUGCUAUUGAAUCUGGCCCCAACAAUGACCAUGAUGGACAGGUCAAGCAACCUAGUGGUCGAGUGACUACCAAUGAAGAGGAGUCCCACAACCCCUCAACAGGACAAGACAUUGGCGUUAGUGUCAUUGUCAAGAACAUCCGAAACACAGACACUAGUAAGCAUGGUGAAAUCAUAUCAGAGGAGGGUGGUCAUUUCCACCCCCAACCCAAUUCUGGUUGCACUGGAAAUGGACUUCAUAAUGGCUUCUUGAAGAAUGGAUGGAUAGCUCCCAGGGAGAAAAAACAACCAGUUAACAAUAAAUCACCUACCUUUAAUCAGUUCAGCCCCAUUUCCAGUGCUGAAGAGUUCGAUGAUGAUGAUAAAAUUGAGGUAGAUGACCCCAUGGACAAACAGGGAGGUCAGUCAUUCUUUAGAUCCACUACUAGGACAGAGGACCAGAAUCCCAAAUAUUCUGUAUCAGUGGACAAUGUUUCUCAGCCCGGAGCAAAUGGAAACCAAAACCCUGAUCAAUACAAGAACACAGAUGGCACUCUGGGAGGUUCAAAGUCUAACGAGCCCCCUCAAUCAAGCUUACAUGAGGGGGAACAUCUAAAGGGAACUGUACCCAAGUAUCAAGGUCUGGAGUGCAAUGAGGCUGAAGAGCCAAUGGGGCUUGUAAAUGUGUCCAGUAUGUCUCAAGUCAAAGCCAAGUCCUCUGCAAAACUUUCAUCUUGUAUAGCAGCCAUUGCAGCCCUGAGUGCCAAAAAGGUUUGUGCUACAGACUUGGUUUUUUUGGAUUGUCCUACAACACAAAAAGAAGCCACUCCGAUUAAUACAAAUCCAAGAGCUCCAGAGAAGCCACAUGAGCAGGAGUCAGCCCUAGAAUUUGCAAAGAGGCUGCUAACAAAACAACCAGAGAGCCCCUCUAGUGUCAUCAGUGAGGGUAGCAGCAAAGAUUCCCCUGCCUCAAGCACAGACACCCCGGUCAUCCCAAAAGUCAGGAUCAAAACAAUCAAGACGUCUUCCGGCCAGAUCAAGCGUACUGUCACCCGAGUUGUACCAGAGUUUGAUCCUGAAGGUCUGAAAAAAGACGAGAAUAGCCUUCUUGUCAUUGCAACCACCAGUGCAAAUUCCUCAUCUACUACCACAGUAUUAGCCACCACUGGAGGCCCUUCAAUUGAAAUAGCCAAGCAAAUGACUAUUAAACCAGUGGCGACCGCUUUCCUGCCCGUCUCAGCAGUCAAGACAGCCGGUUCCAAGGUCAUCAACCUGAAGCUAGCUAACAACACCACAGUCAAAGCAACAGUCAUCCCCGCUGCGUCAGUGCAGAGUGCCAGCAGUGCCAUCUUGAAAGCUGCUAAUGCCAUCCAGCAACAGACUGUCAUGGUACCUGCUUCCAGUCUGGCUAAUCCCAAACUUGUGCCAAAGACUGUCCAUUUUAGUAAGCUCAAUCUUCAGCCUCAGACUGUAUCCUCUGCUGUCUGUGAUCUCAAACAAGCCCUGUCCUCCUCAAGACAUCCACAGCAAGUCAAACAGCAGACAAUUAUGGCUGGCCGGACCUCAAAAAAAGUCUCUAGGAUUCAAGUGUUCACCAGCUCUCAAAGCUCUGUAGUGGACGCCUUCAACAAAGUCCUGAGUAGCAUAAAUCCUGUCCCUGUGUAUGUCCCGAACCUCUCUCCGCCAACCUCAGCUUGUAUCUCGCUACCCUCACGUGGCUACAAGUGCCUGGAGUGUGGAGAUUCAUUUGCUCUUGAGAGAAGCUUGACACAUCACUACGAACGUCGUAGUGUGCGGAUUGAGGUCACCUGUAACCACUGUGCCAAAAGUCUAGUGUUCUACAACAAAUGCAGCCUCUUGUCUCAUGCCAGGGGCCACAAGGACAAAGGGGUUGUCAUGCAGUGCUCACAUCUAAUCCUAAAACCCAUCCCUGCAGAUCAGAUGAUAACCACAACACCCUCAUCAGCCCCACCCAACAUUACUGGCACCACUCCCAACCUCCAAGCACAAACAUCCACAAGUCAAAUCUCAGGGAGAGUUGCUGGUGGAGGGUCCCAAAGUACAGUGAUUUCAGCUCCAUGCAGUGCUUCUCUUGUGGCAGCCAUGCCGUUAGAGUAUGAUGCAUCAAAGCUCUGCAGGCACAGUCUAAAGUGCUUGGAGUGUAACAAAAUGUUUCAGGAUGACAGCUUGCUAGCUAUGCACUACCAACAGGCACCAGAGUCCAGUGGGCAGAAAACAUGCUCCAUCUGCCAAAUGCUUCUCCCAAAUCAGUGCAGCUUUCUGUCACACCAGCGAAUCCACCAGCACAAGUCUCCUUACAUCUGCCCUGAGUGUGGUGCCAGCUGCCGAUCUGUCCACUUCCAAUCACAUGUCACCAAGAACUGCCUGCAUUACACCCGUAGAGUCGGCUACCGCUGUAUCCACUGUAGUGUGAUAUUCGCUGAUGUAGCAACUCUAAAAUCCCACAUCCAGAGUUCUCACUGCGAGAUCUUCUAUAAAUGUCCUCUCUGCCCCAUGGCCUUCAAGUCUGCGCCUGCAACCCAAUCCCAUGUGAACACACAGCAUCCAGGAAUAAAGGCAGGAGAACCCAAGGUGAUCUAUAAGUGUUCCAUGUGUGAUACCGUGUUCACUUUGCAGUCCCUGCUCUACACUCACUUUGACCAGCACAUUGUAAAUCAUAAAGUUUCAGUUUUCAAAUGCCCCGACUGCUCCAUGCACUAUGCACAGAAACAGCUAAUGUUGGACCAUAUCAAGGCCAUCCAUGGUACCCUGAAGACUAUCGAGGGUCCACCAAACUUGGGCAUACACCUCCCCCUCAGCACCAAGCCCACUAACUCUAAUAGUGCCAACAGCAACAGCCCUAGUAAUAAUAAUAAUAAUAAAAAAGAUAGAGGAAAUGUCAGUGGUCAAGACAAGGGAGAAAAGAGGCGUUCACCUUCACCUAUGAAGAAAACAAACAGUAAUUGCUCAGCGGAUCUCAAGAACCCUCCCGGCUCAGGAUAUAUAUGUAGAGACUGCAGUGGCCUCUUCAGUUCCAGGGAGGACUUUGUGGCUCACAUGAGGCGCGAACAUGGCAAGAUACUGAAGAAACACCCAUGUCGGCAGUGUGACAAGUCAUUCAGCUCCUCCCACAGUCUUUGCCGACACAACCGUCUCAAACACAAGGGACUGCGGAAGGUCUACACCUGCCCGCACUGCCCAGCUCUCAGUCAACCGUUCACAAAAAGAGUGCUGCUGGAUCAGCACAUUCAUCUAAUGCAUAAAGUCAAAGACCCAGAGGGGAAGGCGGUCAACUCUGAUAAUAUCGAGGCUUUACCUGACAAAGAAACGACCUUCAGCCCCAAAAGGAAGCCAGAAGAGGAUGAGGGGUCUCCAGGAUUGAACUGCAGGGGCUCCGACUCACAGCCGUUGAAGAGGCUCAAGGUGAACAUCCUUAAAGUUCACAAGUGUGCCGUCUGCGGCUUCACCACUGAGGACAUUGGGGCUUUCCAUGAGCACAUUCCCCAGCACAAGUCCGAUGGCUCGUCCUACCAGUGUCAGGAGUGCGGCCUGUGCUACACCUCCCACCGCUCGCUGGCCCGACACCUUUUUAUCGUCCAUCGGCUGAAGGAGCCGCAGGGCCUCGCCCGAUACAACGCACGGGGCAAGGACGACGAUGAGAGUCAGAGAGAGAACCAGCUGAAUGACGGGACACCAAAUACCAAAUGCAAAGUGUGCGGGAAGAUGUUUGAAACGGAGGGAAACCUGAAUACCCACAUGAGGACACAUGGGAUGGCGUUCAUAAAGUCUAAGAGACUGAGCGCCGCUGAGAAGUGACACUUUUAAACCAUUCCAUUUAAAGCACUGUAGUUUAAAACUUACAGUUUGUUAGCGUGCUGCAGACAACCUUCAGUAUAUUACAGUAUACUGUAUACACAAUGUACAUGUAAGGUACUACAAUACAGUAUACACACACAGAUAUGUAUUAUAUAUACAGUGUGUGUGUAUAUUAUAAAUAUAAAUGUCAUAGUCACUUUGUGUCUUUAAGUAAAUUGAACCAGAUAGUUUUUGUACACACAUAGAUGUUUCUAUAGGCUUUGAAUAUAUCUUUUUUAUAGAAAGAGCUUUUUAAUUUUAAACAGUUUCCAUUAUUCUCACUAGGGCUAGAUCAUGUAUGGAUAUAUUGUUGUAAUGGGAUUAAUCCUCAUACAGUCAGCAGUGUUCUGUUUGCAAUGCUGCUAAUGUCAAAUGAAUGUCUGAAAGAAAAAUAUACAUAUAACUUUUGGGAGCCUCAGGUUUCCCCAGUACAGUACAUAUUACCCCCGCUAAGGUUUUUUUAAUUUCAUGGAUAACUUGCCUCAUAUUUCUCUCUGAGCUCUCCUCGGCUUUUACAAUGGUCUGGUCUCCUCCUAAUACAUCCUGAAACUAUUGAUCCUAAAACAAAAUCUCU